Molecule: messenger RNA, 2568 nt
Organism: Carlito syrichta (Philippine tarsier)
Lineage: Eukaryota; Metazoa; Chordata; Mammalia; Primates; Tarsiidae
Product: microtubule-associated protein RP/EB family member 2-like
Exons: 1
Coding region: 119-1102 (327 amino acids)
Biological process (GO): spindle assembly; protein localization to microtubule plus-end; regulation of microtubule polymerization or depolymerization
Cellular component (GO): cytoplasmic microtubule; spindle midzone; microtubule organizing center
Molecular function (GO): microtubule plus-end binding
Source: RefSeq, a predicted model, not a curated record
CGAGUGGGCAGCAGGCACGGUCCGUGAGCGGAGCAGGCAAGCGAGUGGGAAGACAACGCAGCCACUUUCCUCACCAGCCAGCCCACAGCGGUUUGUCCCCUCUCACGGGAGUGCGCCAAUGCCUGGGCGGACCCAAACCCUGUCCCCUAAUGGUGAGAACAACAACGACAUCAUCCAGGAUAAUAACGGGACCAUCAUUCCUUUCCGGAAGCACACAGUGCACGGGGAGCGUUCCUACAGUUGGGGAAUGGCAGUCAAUGUGUAUUCUACCUCCAUAACCCAAGAGACUAUGAGCAGACAUGACAUCAUUGCCUGGGUUAAUGAUAUAGUAUCUUUAAAGUACACAAAAGUGCAACAGCUUUGUUCAGGAGCGGCCUAUUGCCAGUUCGUGGACAUGCUCUUUCCAGGCUGUGUUUGUUUGAAGAAAGUAAAAUUUCAAGCAAAGUUGGAACAUGAAUAUAUUCACAAGUUUAAACUUCUGCAAGCAUCAUUUAAACGAAUGAACAUUGAUAAGGUAAUUCUGGUGGAGAAGCUAGUGAAAGAACGUUUCCAGGACAACCUGGAUUUUAUUCAGUGGUUUAAGAAAUUCUAUGAUGUUAACUACGACGGGAAGGAGUAUGACCCGGUAGAGGCACGACAAGGGCAAGAUGCAAUUCCUCCCCCUGACCCUGGUGAACAGAUCUUCAACCUGCCAAAAAAGUCUCACCGUGCAAACUCCCCCACAGCAGGCACAGCUAAGUCAAGUCCAGCAUCUAAACCAGGAUCCACAGCUUCUCCCUCAUCAGCCAAAAGGGCUUCCUCCAGCAGCUCAGCAUCCAAAUCUGAUAAAGAUUUAGAAACACAGGUCAUACAGCUUAAUGAACAGGUACAUUCAUUAAAACGCCUUGCCCUUCAAGGCGUGGAAAAGGAAAGGGAUUUCUACUUUGGGAAGCUGAGAGAGAUCGAACUCCUCUGCCAGCAACAUGGGCAGGAAAAUGAUGACCUCCUGCAGCGACUCAUGGAAGUGCUCUAUGCUUCAGGAGAACACGAGGGCCACACAGAGGAGGCGGAAGCAGAGGAACAAGCCCAUGAACAGCUGCCCCAACUGCAGGAAGAGUACUGACCUGCCUGGCAGCUCUUGACACUUCCAUUGUGCUGGGAACGUUUCUUCUGGAGAAUUGGAAUAUGUGUGGCCUCAAACUCAACAGCAACCAGUUGUUCCCAAUCUGCCAUUACCAUCAACGCACUAUUGCGCACGCCAGCCACUGCACUUGGUUCCCAUUUUCUCUGCCAAGAUGUGUUAGCAGACGGCCGCCUGGCCACCUACCCAAAAGAUCAUAGGGUCUUAUACAUCCAACUUCUCACCACUUGGCUGCUUGAGAUUGGUUCUGCUCUCUUCUUCAUUUCUUUCCAGAACAACUCUUCCUCAACCCACCACCACCACUACCACCACCCUCCUUUUUAUCCUGGUGUGAAACAAUGGUAAUUUGAUAUAUGGUAUUUAUAUUGGCAUUUCUCAACCCAGUGUCACUAGAUGUCACACACAUUUGUGGUGCUUUGAUGUUGGCAAGUCUAACCUCUAAACGUAAAAAUUGGUAAAUAAUUAAUUGGAGCAAAGGGAAACUUGAUAUGAAAGCCAUAAUGACAGUGACUUCUGUCAUGGGGAAAAACAUAGGGUCAGUUUCUCCCUGUACUCACAACACUAAAGGGAAAAAAAUGGAUUCAAAGCUAGGACUUCAGGGCCCGGCAGUAUUCAUACAUCAGCAUGUUAGACACCCACAUAGUAUGUUGUUAGCUUUGAAAGACAUUCACUCAAGGAAAACACCAUCUCAACUUUGCCCUUUCUCUGUAUGCCCCUCUCCCAGGUUCUCAUGCUAUUUUUCUUUCUCAGGGUCCUCUUUGGUGGGCAGCAACUCUCCCUAAGAUGUUGUCAUCAGUUUUCUGCAGUCCAGAGGGAGUCUGGGUAGGUCCAGGUCUUCCUGUCUCGUCCCUCUCCCAUCUUGUGUGAGUUUCAGCCCAAGAACUGUCCUUCACGCUAGGAGACUUCCACUGAAGGACCUUCAGGGUGUGGAGCUCCAAACUCCAGGCUUCUGCAUCACCCUGCAUACUUGCUGGAAGGCUGGAAAUGAAGACCUUAUUCAUGGGAGUGUAAUUCCAAGGGGGAAUCAUGGCUCUGCAGUCUGGUGUUGACACUGGAACAACAGCACAGGAAAACCUAUGACCCCCUAGUAUCUUCUGGAAUGAGGAAUCUCCCCUCUUUAACACAAGGGCUCCCCUUGCCAUUGACCUUUGCUGAACCAUGGCAAUUCAUAAAUAGAGGAAACGUUAAUGAAUUAAAAGCAUUCCUUAUUUUUUAAACUAAUAUUUGCACAUUUUCUUAGUCUCUUUCCAAAUCUUUGCCUCUCUUUAUUUUUAUUUUUCCCUUUGACAGAUGGUAUCCUUUCUUGGAUCACUCAUUUCACUUGGUUUCUAACUUUAGGUUUACUUUCCCUUGUUAUUUGACUUAGCAGGUGCAACAAAAACAAGAAACAAAUGUGCCCAUCCCACUUUCCACUUAACUGAAAAGGUUAAAAUAAAUUUCUGGAUUAU